This is a messenger RNA of Pseudonaja textilis, 2547 nucleotides long. NCBI's taxonomy places the organism in Eukaryota, Metazoa, Chordata, Lepidosauria, Squamata, Elapidae. The record is from RefSeq and is a predicted model, not a curated record.
AUGUAUGAGGAUGGGCAGCUGUUGAAACUUUGGAACCAGGUUCCCGUUCUGAUGAAGGAAGAGAUGUCUGUUAAAGAAGAUAAGGCCAAGGAAUUCUUAAACAAUCUGAAACUUCGGAAACGCCAGCUUUGGGACAGAAAUCAGCCUGAAGUACAGCAGUGGUACCAGCACUUCCUCUGUUUGGGUUUUGAUGAAGCUAAAUUUGAAGAUUAUGUCUCCUACUGGUCAAACGUAGGCCGUGGUGGCCAUGAAUACGAUGGUGGCUAUUAUCAUCACCAUUAUGAUGAAGAUGCUCCUAUUGGCCCACGAAAUCCAGGCACCUUCAGACAUGGAGCAAAUGUCAAUUAUGAUGAUUAUUAUUAAGAUUAUUCUCUGUCUUAACUAUUAUUAUUAAUAACCGUUUCUUCUCUGCAUUUCUAUAUUCUUUCUUCUCUGUGUAAGGACACUAGAAUUUUUUUAAAAAUUGAUUUUAAUCUGGUUCUUAAUUUUAGCUGAGGAAUUGGGGGAAGAAACCAAGAAAAAUUGGUCUUGCAUAUAUUCCUUAACAUAUCUGCUUUAAAAUUAAAGCUUUUUAAAUACAAAAUUUUAAUUAUGCAUUCUUGUGAAAGACUUUCAUUAUGAAGACUAACUUUCUUUACUGAGACCAGUACGGCCAUUUUAUAUUAAUGUACAUCUUACAGCGAAUAAAAACAUAAAAAUGAACAAGUGUCAUACAAUAACUUCCUAUUACCCACCACAGGGCCAUGAUAUCACCAUACCAAUUCUGCAUUUUUCUCGAUCCACUCCCAUCUUAGCCCAAUCAUUGGGGAAGAGUCAGGGUUCAUGGUCUGAAGGUUUAAGGCUAAAAGGAUAAUGAGUUUCCAGAUCCCAGGGGGUCAAAAAUGGAAAGCCACUGUCUUGCUAGGGUUGACUUGAAGUCACUCCUUCCCCAUCCAGAACCUCCAGGCAUUGGGUCAGCAUCUGAACCUGUCCUGUCAUGGCUGGAGGUAUAUAAUUAUCCUUUGCAUAUUGAUGAAAUUCUACUGCUAACUGACGUCACCCAUGGGCUUUAUUCAAUGUUAAAUAGAAGCGAUGAGAAACCGAGUCUUGAGAUAAGUGUAGACUUUUCUUCCGCAAUCCUUUUACUAAUGACAGGAAGGAAAAACGCUGUAAAACAGUGACUCCCACUUUCAACCUUCAAAUCUAAUCCAGAAGGUUGAUGAUACGAAAGGUUGCCAAGUGAUCCAGAAGGGCCAGGGUGGAUGCAACAUCCCCAUCUUAAGCUUUUCCCAACAAAUGUGACCAAUCCCAUGUCAGUACUAUAAAAAACUGACUGAAAAAGAUAAUACACUUCAUCCAACACUCUCUAAUGCUAAACACCCACCAUUUUCUCAACAAUCUUCUCCCAAACACUGCCAUCUCCUGAGAAGCCUUAAUCAACUAGGGAAGGAGAAGUGCUCAGAUACAUGACAAGGUCAUAAAAACAAGGACCCUGUCUACUUUCGCAACAUCAACUGGCUCAAACUCUCCCAACUAACAAAGUGAGUCAUUUCCAAAGGACCUGCCCAACCAUGUUUACCUCAGUAAAGCCAAGUACCUUUGUUUGACAGAGGCUCUACAGGGGCUCUCCUGACUAUUCCUUACCAAGAAGGGGGACCAGUCACCCAGAAUAAAGCUGCUGGUUGUCUGUAUAUAGAUACAAUAAGGGCAAAGAAAUGAGCUCAUUUUGUCUUAAUAAAGACUCCUUACUGUGCCUAUUGGCUUGUAUUCCUCCAGCAGUGCUCUUGUGCCAUUACAUCUCCCGAAGACCCUUGACAAACUAUAAGGAUUCAGAGGAGCCACAAUCACAGAGGCCGCACAAUCACGCAGUGAUUCAAUCUUCUUAAAUGUCCAUUUCAGUUUGAAACUAAAGCCCUGGCUGAACCAUGCACUAACAUAAUCUUUGUCCUCAAGGAAAAAAUAUAGUCCGGUGGCCUUUUUGGGGGGUGGGGGGAGCACCUUUGAGACAACCAUGAUCUGGAUGACGGAGAAUCUCCAUAGUUAUACCUUCAGGAAUAACCUCAAGUUCCCUUUGAAACCCAUCAAUUUCCCAAGGCCACCCAAUUCAAUAGAUGCCUCUUCCCUGCAGUGGGGGCAGCUCAGAGAACUCCAGGGUCAAGAAGGAAUGGUUGUCCAUGACAAAAAAUUGAUGAUAACGUUCCUUAUUCUCAACCUCGGAUCAUGUUGCCACUACCCCAAGACCUAAUGAUCUAAUGGAUGACCUUCUCUGUGAAUUAUCACUUUUGCUCCUCUAAAAACACUGAAUUGUUUUCUCGUCACCAAAAGAGUUUCCUCCUUUGCUUUAUAGUAAGCAUUGUUGUAAAGACUUGGAGAUAUCACAAACAAUUCUCUCUCCACACUGUUGUGAUGCUGUGAACAGUGUAAACUGUCACUAUGGUAUUCCUUCAAGACAGCAGAAGUUGGCUGGCCAUCUACACUCCCAUGCAUUUCAAUUUUUUUGCAGUAUUAACACAUGAAAAACUUGUAAUAGGAUUAAGACAUUCCAAAUCAUUAAAGAAAACAGGAUGC